GUCGACUGGCAGAAUAAUCACCGUGAGGAGACUACAGCUCAUGUGCGCUCGUGGCUUUCCAAUAAGUCUUGCAUCUUUCAAUACAAUGCCUCGGACUCGGGUGCCCUGAUGACAGAAUUGCAUGGUCGCAUGGCACACCUUUUGCGCAAUGCGGGAUUGGACAAGACUGGUGUGGUGACGGUAGCCCUGCUGAACUGGAGUGCACCAUCUACCCAGACAGAUGCAGCACAGGAAGCUCAGGCUAUUAGCUUUUGCCAGCUUGUGUCCGGCAGCGCUUCAAACCUCGGGUUGCUCCUUUGCCCGGUCUUCCACUACAAGAAGAAUCAGAUGCAUGUUCUGGAGCACACCUUGGUGAAGUGCCUUGCGUCCAAAGGAGUAGAUGUGGACCAUCAGGCUUCUCUCUUGUUCAAAGAGCGCAAAGACAGCCGUGAUACCAGGCCUUUGCAAUACCCCCUGAGGGUGGUGCGGCCUUUGGCUGCCACAGCGGUUGAUGAUGAGGGAGAAAAAGUCUCCAAAAAGAAUCUUCCGGGCUCCCACUGGCUUGCUGCUCCCUUGCUCAGUAAAGGCCGGACCGAAGAGGCGGACCAGGUGGCGGCUACAAAGCUGAAACAGGUAGAAGAUCUCAAUGAAACCGCGGUGCCUGCGACAACGGACAUUUCAGGGUCCAUUCAGGGAGGCCGCCGCUUCGAGCAGAUUGGUGCGUCAGCAGCACAGAAGCUCUUGGAGAGCGUCUUGCAUGUAGACAUGCCGGCGAAGGUGACUGGGGUUUGCAUCGUGGAUUUGACGGUGGGUGUUGGUGACACCUUCUGGGCUUGGUUGGAGAGGCAAAAAGCAAUGAAGCUACCUCUUCUCUACAUCGGUGCAACGGAUUCUCCAACAGCAUGUGAAUGGCUCAACCAUGUCCACCUGGAUGAGAUUGUGCAGAAGGUCUUGAAUGGCGACAUCUCAUUGCCAGGUUUGAGUGUCAAACCUGCCGACCCACCUCAAGAAGUCCUUGCUUCGGCGCCAGAUGCUCCGCAGCUAAAUUUGUGCAGUAUGGCAGGAGGCUCACUGACAGUUCCGGAUGCAACUGUGAAGCUUUGGUCGCCCCACGACUCCUUUGGGGAAUCUUUCCAAGCUCUGAUGAAAGAGAUUGUCGACGAGUUUGGAGAGCCCAUCAUUGCCGAAGCGACCACAAACAAGGUGAAGUCCGACGACCCUGGUCCAAGCCCGCCAAAGAAGCUACGUGUGACACCGCCAUUGCAGCUGCAAGCAUGUGACAGCCUCCCGGCCAACCACUUGGCACAGUCAGCAGUCAGUGGUCUCAAGAAAGACAUGCAAGGCAAGAUUGUGCUCCGCAUUGCGUUGGACUCGACAAUGUGGGUUUUGAACAAUAGUUCCUCGGUCCAAACUUUGCCGCCUGGCACUAUCCUGGCUUCUUUUGGCGCAGGAAUCUUCAAACACGUCCCACGGCUGCCAGAAGGAAAGGCUGGGCCUGCCGACCCGCAGACGGUGCUCUUUGAUUUGGUGGGGUCGCAGAGCCAUGUCUUUCACAACUCCAAAAUGAUGACUUUGCAGGAAGUCGUGAUGUCAGCGCAGAAGACACGAAGCUCCGCAGAGGUAUGCUACCAUGAAGUCACUGCAUCUCCCACAGCUGAAGAUGCUGCAGCCUUCAGCCUGACGAGAAAACACGAUGUGUACUACAAGCCCAACCCUCGUGCGACAGCAACGCCUGAGGAGAAUGGCAAUGAAGUCAAAGGAACUGGUUCCAUGGCUGGCCUGAUCCCUGUGUCAAAACUGAGCUUUGAAGAGCGAGGCCUCUGUGCAAUUCUUUGGACUUGCAAAUGGGUCACCAAAGGCCUGACACCUGUCAAGCCGCAUGUUGCCACUGUGGUGUCUGUGGAAUUGCCUCCCAACACGGCGGCUAAGCUGUCGUGA
This is a messenger RNA of Durusdinium trenchii, 1917 nucleotides long. The record is from the annotation of a GenBank genome assembly. Lineage: Eukaryota; Dinophyceae; Suessiales; Symbiodiniaceae.